Messenger RNA from Cololabis saira (Pacific saury), 712 nucleotides. Its product is annotated as G/T mismatch-specific thymine DNA glycosylase-like. The annotation marks the transcript as partial. The record is from RefSeq and is a predicted model, not a curated record. Gene Ontology annotation, molecular function: mismatch base pair DNA N-glycosylase activity. The transcript is spliced from 4 exons. Gene Ontology annotation, cellular component: nucleus. NCBI's taxonomy places the organism in Eukaryota, Metazoa, Chordata, Actinopteri, Beloniformes, Belonidae. Gene Ontology annotation, biological process: base-excision repair, AP site formation.
GAGAUGGAAGAGAAGCUGAACGGAUCGCUGCCCGUCGUCUCGCCGGAGUAUCUUCAUCAGUGGGUUCGGUCGGCCCAGCAGUUCCAGGCUCUCCAGGCCCAGUACUCCAGCUUCAACCCCAGCCAGCAGUUCCAUUACCCGGACAGCCAUCCCGGGGACGCCCCCCUGGCUCAGGCGGGCCCCCCCCUGGCUCAGGCGGGCCCCCCAGAACCCCCAGAACCAGCCAUGGACCAGCAGGAGCCGGCAGACCCGGCCAAACCCAAAAAGAGAGGCAGAGCAGCACAACCCAAGGAGCCAAAGCCGCCCAAACCCCCCAAGGUCCCCAAGGUCCCCAAGGCGCCGAAGCCACCGAAGCCCCCCAAGGAACCCAAGCCACCAAAACCACCCAAGGACCCCAACGCACCCAAAGCCAAACCCGGUCCGAAGCCCAAGAAGGCGGCCGAGUCUGCGGCUAACGGCAAGCAGGAGAAGAUCGACGAGAGCUUCAAGAAGGUGAAGAGGAAAGUGGACCGCUUCAAAGGGAUGUCUGAGGAGGAGGUGAUGAAGAAGACGCUCCCGGACCUGCUGGACGACAACCUGGACUACGUCAUCAUCGGCAUCAAUCCAGGACUGAUGGCAGCGUUCAUCGGCCGCUGGUUCCCCGGCCCGGGAAACCACUUCUGUAAGUCCAGAUUCAGGAAUUCUUUAGAAACGUACACCGUUAAAAUAGUUG